Acanthocheilonema viteae is the source of this 1056-nucleotide messenger RNA. Lineage: Eukaryota; Metazoa; Nematoda; Chromadorea; Rhabditida; Onchocercidae. The record is from the annotation of a GenBank genome assembly.
AUGGCUUGUACCACAGGUAAUACCAAUACUACUUCAAUCAGCACUACUACCGCUAUUGUUAGUGAUACCGCGGCACUAACAUCCGAUCAUCAUUCUUUCACAUUUGCUAAUAUUAUGGGACAGGGUCGAGUGAAUCAACUUGGUGGUAUAUUUAUUAAUGGCCGGCCGUUGCCUCAGCACAUCCGAUUGAAAAUUGUUGAAAUGGCUACCAAUGGCGUAAAGCCAUGUCAUAUCAGCCGACAAUUACGUGUUUCGCAUGGUUGUGUAUCAAAAAUUUUAUAUCGUUAUGCUGAAACUGGAUCCGUAUCACCUGGGCAGAUCGGUGGCAAUCCACGAUUGAGAAAAACAAUUCUGGCAUUGGAGGAGCAUAUAGCACGAAUUCGUCAAGAUCAACCCACUCUCAAUGCUCAUGAAAUUCGUUUAAUGCUUAUUGACAAAGGAAUUUGUAGUCGUUCCAAUGCACCAACCAUUUCUUCAAUACAUAAAUACAUGAGAGAUAGGAAUAUGCGAAAUGAAAUUCAAAAUCAAUACUCAUCAAAAACUUUUGCACUGAAGCAAUCAAAAGCCUUUACAUUAAAACAUAGCAUAGAAGGCAUUCUCGGUAUCUCUGCAGGAAAAUGCAAUAGUACUGAACAAUUACUUCCGGAUUGUCGGACAGAAAUGAUCGGUAGGACUCGACGAAAUAGAACAAGUUUUACGCAAGAACAAUUAGAGGUACUAGAAGCGGCAUUUAAAGCAAACACCUAUCCGGAUCAAGAAUUGCGUGAACGUCUUGCUGCAGCUACCAAACUGGAUGAGGGUAAAAUACAGGUUUGGUUUAGCAAUCGUCGAGCACGAUGUCGGAAAUCUCUGGCGACAUCGACAUCUAAUCCAUUUAUGUUUUAUCCAAGUUCUUCAGUGCCCUUUUCUCAAGAGAUGGAUGUUUUAACAUCGGCAAGAUCUGAUAUCGGUGCAUCCCUUCUGCUGAAUUCACGCACGGCUGCAGCCACUGCUGCCGCCAUACGCUCAAUAAACUUUGCAGAUUUAUCAUCACUGUUAUUCCCAUCGAACGUCUGA